CAAGGGACGAUUCACUUGUCGAGAGCGAGAACAUCUCUGCAACAGGAAGGCUGGAGUGAAGGAGGAGGUCGUCAGCGUGUUCCUGAAAUCUUGGGUGCCAAGGCGAACCUCGGCAACAUCAGCCCUCUACUCCUCGAGACGGCACGCCGUGCGCGCGUAGCAUCACCGCACACCACUUUCGCUAGGAAUGCCUGCUGGCCCGCUAGGAAACCCGCCGCCGCAGGCGACGAAACGAAGAGGCACUACGGGCGACGGGGACAGAGAUGUAGGCGUCGACAGGGACGAACAAGAAGCCUUGAGCGAGGGGGAGGCGGUGGCGAGAGGGCUAGCGGAGGAGCGGAUGAACCGCACGCUGUCGCUGCCGGAGUGCCCGUGCCUGCGCCAGCCGCGGGUCGUCAGCUACGCCGAGGUCGGCGACCCCAAGGGCUUCGUUGCGUUCUUCAUCCUGGGGGUGGACUCUCACCGUUACAUGUCGUUCCUGCUGGACAAGCCUGCCAGAGCCAGGGGGGUCCGGCUGCUCUGCCUUGACCGGCCGGGGAGGGGAAGAACGAGCGACUUCGAGGACGAAAAGGCAAAUCGCAUCCUCGAGUUUCCGGAGAUAUUGAGGCACUUCUGCGUAGAGGCGGGGAUCAAGUGCUUCUCGUUAGUGGGGCAGUCACUCGGUGCGAGCUACGCGUUGCGCUGUGCACAGGAAAUGCCUGACAGGGUGGCGACAACCGUGUACCUCAUCAGCCCCUGGGUGCCGCUAUCCGUCCCUGGAUCCAGCCGGGCCCUCGCCACGGUGGAAAAGUUACCAGAGUGGGUAAUCAAGACCGGGAUGGCCAUGGGUAGCGCCAUGCCUCGACUGCUGGCGGCUGCGGGAGGCCUUGGCCUGAUGGUGAAGGGGUGCAGCGAGGGAGAGAGCCCGAUGGCCGGGUCUCAGACAACGGCCGAGGUGCUCAAGGCGGUCGGGAGCGCGGGAGAGCAGACCCACGGGGUGGCGAUGGACGCCCUUGCCGCCCUCGAGAAGACCCAGCCGCUGGGGUUCGACUACCGAGACGUGUCCAUGCCCGUGCACGUCUUCCACGGGAGGGCGGACCACAUGGUCCCGUUUCCCGCGGCCCAAUGGAUGGCGGAGGAGAUGCUGGCGUGUACGGUGUCUGUGAAGAUGGGGGGAACGCACGCCCUGAUCAUGGACAGCGGUGUGGUGGACUGCGUGCUGGAGUGCAUGUGCGAGGACUUCAAACACUUCGAGGAACACGCUGCGAGCCGUCGGUUGAAGAAGCGCCCGCCCUCUGAAUCGAAAUCCUCCACGGGAAAGGUGCCUGAAGCCGCCUUCAGCUUUCCCGCCCACACUCAGCACUUCCAGGCGAAGGGGGUGCUACGAUGUCGAGAAGGCGUGCUUAUCAAGAGCUGGGAAGAGAGGUACUUCGUCUUGGAUGGCUUCGAGCUUUACCAGUUUGACGGGCCGGACAGCGCAACAGCCCGCCGAGUGGUCGACCUCCGAGGAAGCGUCGCCAAGAUUCGGGCGGGCGACGCCGAAGUGCUGUGCCGCGAACGCUCCGCUUCGACCCAACAUCGAUUGUUCCCUUUCAAGCUGUACGACGCCAAGCAUCGCUUGCUGCACGAGCUGGCCGCGAAAAGCACCGGGGAUCGGUCAUCCUGGGUGGGAACCCUCACCAAGGCCUCGCGAUUCUCGGCAGGAUCGGGGGACGAUCGACGGCAGGCCGCGCUCAACAAAGGUUUCCUCGUGACAACGACGAGGGCGGCAACGGCGGCGGGCGGCGGCACGGGGGGCGGGGGGCAUUGAGGAACAGGGGCAGUGAAACGGAGACGGCAGGAUAACUGAAGGCGGAAAGAAGGUCAGCCUUUUUUCUAUUUGAAUGCUUGUAAGCUCUAUUGGUCGUCUAUGCAGCAUUAUGUUUGUUGCUCUUGGCUCUGCUGUGCUCUGUCUGAGCGGUUGCCCUCGCGAAUGCGUUCCGUGCGUCAUGUGGCAUCGAUGUUGCUGACGUUUCCCCUCGUGUACAGGCGUGAACGCUUGCUGCAAUUCGACAACCCCCAUCUACCCGUCCAACCACGCUUGGCCAUCCAUGCACGCAGGUCUCCAGUCCUUCACCGUGACGCACCUCCGAGCCGAGGCCGGCGUUUGGCUCACGCCACUCUUCAUGUGCGUGGGAGUGCGGGGAGUGAUCUAAGGGCUGGCUGUAAGUGGGGCAACCAUUCCGGGGGAGGUUAUUUCACUAGGGAUCUCUUGCGGCGGGCACCGUUCCGGAAGAAUAGGGUGGGGAAAGGGGGAGGAGGGGGGGAGGGGGAACAGGAAGGCCUCGGUCAAGUUUGACGUGUACGUAUUGUGGCUCUUGAUUAGAAGUGUGACGUGGUUGGCUAUGGUGCAGGGCGAUGAAUUUGACGUGGUUUUGGGCGUCCCAUUAGUUUUGUGGGCGUCCCGUGAGUUGAGUGCUGUGGGCGAUUUCGGUGGUAGUUUGGCUGUGCUCUGUGCUUAUUAGACGUGGUCGUUAGAGCGGAUGCUACUUUUUGCUGCACCCCCUCCAAUCAGGUGCGAGAUGUGUAUCCAUGUAUUUAUUGCUUGCCGAGAUCCGGUUCCGUGUUUUCGGUGUUGUGGGUCGAAGUGAGGUGGGAUAUGUUAGCUCGGGCCUGCUUUCGUCGCGACGCAACGAUCUUCAGGCGCGCUCCAUGCCCAGUUCGCGGCGGUCUGAAGAAGAGCUGCUGAACGGGGCGGCUUCAGGUAGCGAACGGGCAGGGGAGAUCGACUUAAGGCGUGCGUGCCACAUGCGCGCAUGGUAGGUGCGUGGCGUCCAGAGGGACCCGUGUUUAUUUCUGCUUGGAAGUUGGGUUGUUUCCGUUUCGUGGCGCAAGCUCGGAAAACAUUUGUGUGGUAAAUUAAAUCAUGAUGCUCGUUUGGUGUGGUAGAGGUACAAUCAUAUGGUAAUUCCCCUUUGGCACGAGGCUGACUGCUCACGCGGUGUUCUGGGACCGUUCUUUUUUUUUGCAUCUGGGCGAGCGAUCAAUCCUUUCACAAAACUGGUGUGCCUGAACACGCCUUUGCAAGAAACUGA
This is a messenger RNA of Ectocarpus sp. CCAP 1310/34, 3053 nucleotides long. The record is from the annotation of a GenBank genome assembly. NCBI's taxonomy places the organism in Eukaryota, Phaeophyceae, Ectocarpales, Ectocarpaceae.